This is a messenger RNA of Frieseomelitta varia, 8182 nucleotides long. RefSeq names its product glutamate synthase [NADH]. The transcript has 34 exons. Gene Ontology annotation, molecular function: flavin adenine dinucleotide binding; iron ion binding; glutamate synthase (NADH) activity. NCBI's taxonomy places the organism in Eukaryota, Metazoa, Arthropoda, Insecta, Hymenoptera, Apidae. Bases 879 to 7082 code for a protein of 2067 amino acids. The record is from RefSeq and is a predicted model, not a curated record.
UGUAAAAGACAAGUGGACACCAGACAAUGUAUCGAAAAUUUGGUAGAUUUUCCGAAAAAGAGGAUAACUAAAGCUACGUUGGAACUUUACAUAAUAUGAAUGAAGAUGAACGUGGUUGGUUAGAUAGUCGAGCGUAAAACAAGUGUGCCCGUGAAGAGAAACAAGAUAAAAGAAGAAGAAACAUGUAAUAAGAGAAAAAGAAGAAACAAUGGCAGGAGAAGCUCCGUGUAAAGCUGUAGAUGGUUGUUGCAUGGCGAAAUGAAGCGCGGGGUUGUUGAUUAGGUGGUAAGAUGAGACGAUGAAAAGAAGUUGCAACGAUAUGACACGUAUUUGAGUGUCAUAUACAAUACAAUGUGAUACGGUGCGACGAAUCUCGCGAGUCGACAAUAACAUGUAGAUACAAUCAACAAGAAGAAGAUUGGAAAGAAAGUAACAUCCACUGUUUUAUCGGUGGAGAGAAAAUCUCGAUGAGACACAGCAACGAGGAGAGAGAGACUGAUUGUCGGCGAGAGUGACGAUAGCAACGACGAGAUGACAAGAUAACGAAACGGAUGCGAAAAAAUUCGAGACAGCAGUACGAUAGGGGAAGAUAAGGCGAGAAGAAUAAAGAUAAAACAUAUCAUUGUGUAGGAAGGAAAAGAUCUUGGUAAAAGGUUGGAAACUUUUCGACGACAUACAUAUGUUACGUAUAUUUUCGAUACUGUAGAAAAGCAGGAACUUGAUCUCUGCUCUCGAAGAUUUUGAAACUUUUUCCAGAUUACGACACGAUCGCGUUUCCUCUCUGUUCCUGCUGCUCAGCGAAUUUCUUGUUGAAAGUGCAAGUCUUACUUUAAAUCUACUUUAAAGUCGGUGGGGAUCUUUGAACAACAGGAAGAAGCAUGCACGGGACCGAGUCGUCCUGGUCUCUUCCACCGAAACAGGCUCUCUACGAUCCAACGCUUGAAAGGGAUGCUUGCGGUGUUGGAUUCAUUGUUGCCAUAGAUGGGAAAAAGUCGCAUAAAAUUGUUCGCGAUGCAGAAACCCUUUCGGCGCGUAUGAACCACCGUGGUGCUUGUGCCUGCGAUAACGAUACCGGCGACGGGGCCGGUGUUCUUUGUGCAAUUCCACACGAAUAUUACGCCGAUGAAUUGCGCAAACGACAAAAUAUCGAAUUACCUCAAUUUGGCCGUUAUGCCACCGGCAUUUUGUUCCUUGAUCAAAACUCGCAUCAGCAAGCUGAGGCUGCGUUUGAAAAAUUGACCGAAGAAUGCAAUUUAAGGGUAAUUUGCUGGCGAGAUGUUCCAACAGAUGAUACACGAAUUGGCCAAGUGGCACAAAAAUGCGAACCUUACAUGCGCCAAGUUUUUGUCACUGGCGACCAAGACGAUGUUAAUCUUGAACGACAGGUUUUUGUUUUAAGAAAAAGAUCGUCUCACACCAUACCACGACCAGGAAUUAGAUACUACAUAUGCUCACUUUCUGUACGAACGAUCGUUUACAAAGGACAAUUGACGGCGGAUCAGUUGUGGCUCUAUUUCUUAGAUUUAAAGUCUCCAAAAUUUGAAACGUACCUGGCCUUAGUUCACACAAGAUUUUCCACAAAUACAUUUCCUAGCUGGGAAAGGGCACAUCCCCUUCGAUUAUUAGCACACAAUGGAGAAAUAAACACUUUAAGAGGAAACGUAAAUCUGAUGAAGGCUCGUGAAGGAGUGAUGAGCAGCAAGCUUUAUGGGGAACAAUUGAAACAACUUUAUCCUGUAGUGGAACCGAAUCUCUCGGAUUCAGGGGCCGUUGAUUGUGUUUUGGAAUUUUUGGUAAUGGUGGGCCAACGAUCUUUACCAGAGGCAGUGAUGACAAUGGUACCAGAAGCAUGGCAAAAUGACUUGACCAUGGCAGCGGAGAAACGCGAUUUUUAUCACUGGGCUGCUUGCGCAAUGGAACCUUGGGAUGGUCCUGCUCUUUUAACAUUUACGGACGGACGUUACGUUGGCGCUAUUUUGGACAGAAACGGCCUGCGCCCGUCGCGUUUCUACGUCACUAAGGAUAACAUGAUGGUGAUGGCGUCCGAAGUGGGCGUCUAUGACACUCCGCCCAGCAAUGUAAUCCUGAAGAGUCGUUUGAAGCCUGGCAGGAUGUUAUUGGUCGACACGCAUGAAAAGAAGAUCAUCGAAGAUGUCGAACUAAAGUUGCACAUUUCUAGAAGUAGACCACAUUCCAAAUGGCUGAAAGAUCAGAUGAUUACGAUGGAGGAGUUACGUGCUGCGGACGUUGACUAUAAAAAGACGUCAAGUGCUGUUGAAAACGGUUCGAUUGUGGACAGUGUAGUAGCUAAAAAAAACGUGAUGAACGAUGCAAAUCCAAUAUCUGCUGUGAAUCGAGUUUGGGGAGGUGAUAAAAGAUUAUCCCUCUAUGGAUACACUCUUGAAACUAUCAAUUUGCUUCUUCUGCCGAUGAUGCAAUCCAAGAAAGAAUCGCUAGGCUCCAUGGGUAAUGACGCGCCACUAGCUUGCCUUUCUCAAUUUCAACCCCUGAUCUACGAAUAUUUUAAGCAACUGUUUGCUCAGGUGACAAAUCCUCCGAUAGACCCGUUUAGAGAGAAGAUAGUAAUGUCGAUGCUUUGCCCUAUCGGGCCAGAAAGCAAUAUUCUCGAACCAAAUGAACUGCAAGUGCACAGAUUGUUUUUAUCGCAACCGAUACUCUCUUUAGAAGAUCUAGAGAUAAUUAAACGAACAAACUAUCGCGGCUGGAAAACCAAAAUAAUCGAUGCGACAUAUCCCGUGCAAGAUGGUCCACCUGGAUUAGUGAACACGCUAAAUCGUGUCAGUGAAGAAGCUAAUCAAGCUGCGAAACAAGGUUAUCAAUUCCUCGUUCUAUCCGACCGACAAAGUGGUCCAGAAAGAGUACCUGUAAGCAGCUUGUUGGUGUUGGGCGCAGUGCACCACUAUCUAAUCGAAGAACGACAACGUAUGAAAGUUGGUCUGAUUAUAGAAACGGCCGAAGCUAGAGAGGUGCAUCAUAUAUGUUUGUUACUUGGUUACGGAGCAGACGCCAUUUGUCCGUAUCUUGUGUUCGAAAUGGCAAGAAAUCUUCGUAUGGAUGGAGUGCUUGAUUCGUCGUUGACCGACAAUGCUUUGUGCGCGAAUUAUGCGGAGGCAAUGGAAAGGGGGAUAGCGAAGGUAAUGGCAAAAAUGGGAAUCUCCACGUUACAAUCGUACAAGGGUGCUCAAAUAUUUGAAGCGGUCGGCCUGUCCGACGAAGUCAUCGAUAAAUGUUUCAAGGGCACGCAUUCUCGCAUUGGCGGCGUGACGUUUGAUAUAUUGGCAAAAGAAGCAUUUGAAAGACACCAAAUCACAUAUUGGAAGAAACCGAUGGACAUGCUCGUUAUUCGCAAUCCGGGAAUGUAUCAUUGGCGAUCCGGCGGGGAAAAACACAUAAACGAUCCAGACAGCAUUGCCAACUUGCAGGAUUAUGUAAAUUCAAAGAACUGGAACGCUUACGAGAAGUAUCGGAAAAGUACGAUGGAAAUGGUAAGGGCGUGUACUUUGCGCGGACAGUUGGAGUUAGUGCAAAGAGCAGAAAAGUCGAUACCCAUUGAGGAGGUCGAACCGGCGUCUGAGAUAGUGAAACGAUUCGCAACUGGAGCUAUGAGUUUUGGAAGUAUUUCUAUAGAAGCGCAUACAACCUUAGCGAUUGCAAUGAAUCGUAUUAGCGGUAAAUCGAACACCGGCGAAGGAGGUGAAAAUGCUGACAGAUAUCUCAAUCAGGACCCGGAAUUCAAUAAACGAUCGGCCAUUAAACAAGUUGCCAGCGGCCGUUUCGGCGUAACGUCGAGCUAUUUGGCAAAUGCCGAUGAUCUUCAAAUCAAAAUGUCGCAAGGGGCAAAGCCGGGGGAAGGAGGCGAGCUACCUGGUUACAAGGUUACCGCUGAAAUUGCUGCAACUAGACACUCGGUACCUGGUGUAGGUCUGAUCUCGCCACCCCCGCAUCACGACAUUUACUCGAUCGAAGACCUUGCGGAAUUAAUUUACGAUUUAAAGUGUGCAAAUCCGAGUGCUCGCAUCUCCGUGAAGCUGGUGUCGGAGGUAGGAGUAGGCGUAGUCGCAUCAGGCGUUGCAAAGGGCAAAGCAGAGCACAUUGUGAUAUCUGGCCACGAUGGCGGCACCGGGGCCAGCACCUGGACGGGAAUAAAGUCCGCUGGAUUACCUUGGGAAUUAGGGGUUGCGGAGACCCAUCAGAUUCUCACCUUGAACAAUCUUCGGUCGCGCGUUAUCGUGCAAGCAGACGGUCAAAUGCGUACAGGGUUUGACGUGGUGGUCGCGGCACUCUUGGGUGCCGAUGAAUUUGGCUUCAGCACCGCGCCGUUAAUCUCCAUGGGUUGUACCAUGAUGAGGAAGUGUCAUUUGAACACUUGUCCCGUCGGUAUCGCGACGCAAGAUCCAACACUUCGGAAGAAGUUUGAGGGGAAGCCAGAACACGUAAUUAAUUUCUUCUUCGCACUGGCGGAAGAGGUACGUUCUUACAUGGCCAGCCUUGGAUUGCAUAAAUUUCAAGAUCUAAUAGGCCGUACGGAUUUGUUGAAAGUUCGCGAAGACAUCUCGGUAGAGAAAGCCAAAACGUUGAAGCUCGACAAUAUUUUGCGCGACGCGCUUGAACUCCGUCCAGGAGUGAACAUUCAAGGGGGCUCGAUGAAACAGGACUUUCAGCUAGAAAACAGACUGGACAAUCGCGUGAUCGAAUUGGCCAUGGGUGUGCUGAAGGGAAAACAGGAUCGCGUUGAUAUCGAAUUAAAUAUCAACAACGAAUGUAGAGCGUUCGCGGCAACGUUAAGCUACCAUAUCUCAAAGUUGUACGGGGAAGACGGUUUGUCAGAAGGUAGCAUCAACAUAAAAAUGAAAGGUUCUGCGGGUCAGAGUUUCUGCGCUUUCAUGACUAAAGGCGUUCACGUCACUCUCGAAGGAGACGCCAACGAUUAUGUUGGCAAAGGUUUAUGCGGAGGGGAAAUUGUCAUAUAUCCACCAAAGGAUUCUACUUUCAAGUCUGAUAGGAACGUGAUCGUUGGUAACGUCUGUCUCUAUGGUGCCACUUCUGGCAAAGCGUAUUUUCGUGGAAUCGCCGCUGAGAGAUUCAGCGUUCGUAACAGUGGCGCGAUAGUGGUAGUUGAAGGCGUCGGUGAUCACGGGUGCGAAUACAUGACUGGCGGUUGUGCAGUUAUUCUUGGGCUUACUGGCCGAAAUUUCGCAGCUGGAAUGUCCGGAGGGAUAGCGUACGUCUUGGAUGUGGACGGAUCGUUCAAAAGUAAAUGUAACCCUGAAAUGGUAGAGCUGCUUCCUUUGAACAAGCAAGAGGACAUUGCGUAUGUUAAGAAGCUUUUGGAAGAAUUUGUUGAGAAAACUGGCUCUCUGGUAGCUCAAGAUCUUCUAAUGUUAUGGCCUGAGCCAACCACGCGAUUCGUUAAGGUAUUUCCAUACGAGUAUCAGCGGGCGUUGAGGCAAGUUGAAGAAACCAAACAGGCAGAAACGAUACCAAAUGGAAGCUCUCAAACGGUAAACGCACAGGUCAAAGAUAUCGAAGACACUAUUGCAGAUAUUGAAAUAGAACAGCAUAAAUUGGACAAGAUAAGAGGGUUCAUGAAGUACAAGAGGCAGACGGGAGCUUAUCGGCCAGUUGAGAACCGAAUCGACGAUUGGAAUGAGAUCUAUAAUUUUCAAAAGGUUCGCAAAGGACUGCGCGUACAGGCUGCAAGAUGUAUGGAAUGCGGCGUGCCGUUUUGUCAGAGUAGCCACGGCUGCCCUCUUGGGAACAUCAUUCCCAAGUGGAACGAUCUCGUUUUCCAAUCGAAUUGGAAGGAAGCUCUGAAUCAGUUGUUACAGACUAAUAAUUUCCCAGAAUUCACCGGAAGAGUUUGUCCCGCUCCGUGCGAAGGUGCCUGCGUUCUGGGUAUAUCGGAACCAGCAGUUACGAUAAAGAACAUCGAAUGUGCGAUAAUCGACCACGCAUUCGAACAAGGUUGGAUAGUCCCGCAUCCACCAACAACUAGAACUGGCCGGCGAGUAGCUGUAGUUGGCUCUGGUCCCGCUGGUUUGGCAGCGGCUCAUCAGUUGAACAAAGCAGGCCACUUGGUGACUGUUUACGAGAGGAACGAUCGAAUCGGAGGUCUGCUGCAGUAUGGUAUCCCGACUAUGAAGCUGUCGAAACAAGUUGUUCAAAGGAGGGUUUCGCUUCUCGCGGCAGAGGGUAUUACGUUCAAAACGGGCAUCGACGUUGGAAAAGAUAUUUCUGCCAAGGAAUUGCAAGAAGAGUACGACGCAACGUUGAUAUGUACGGGCGCGACUUGGCCAAGAGAUUUGCAAAUACCAGGUCGGCACCUCGAAGGGAUUCACUUUGCUGUCAGUUUUCUGGAACAUUGGCAGAAGAAACAAAUGGGAAACGACGUUCCGCUGGAUAUGCGUUUAAUGGCUAAAGACAGAGACGUCAUUAUAAUCGGUGGGGGUGAUACUGGCUGCGAUUGUAUAGCCACGUCCUUGCGACAGGGUGCCAAAACAAUUACAACUUUCGAAAUUUUACCCGAACCACCGAGCAACAGAGCACACGACAAUCCUUGGCCACAGUUUCCACGUGUGUUUAAAGUGGAUUACGGUCAUGAAGAAGUUUCCCUGAAAUUUGGCCGUGAUCCCCGUCAGUUCAGCACAUUGAGUAAAGAGUUUCUAGAUGAUGGGAACGGUCACGUGAGUGGCAUCCAAACGGUGUCAGUAUCAUGGACGAUGGAAAACGGACGUUGGAAAAUGGAGGAAAUCCCCGGUUCAGAAAAGACGUACAAAUGCGACCUAGUUUUACUCGCGAUGGGUUUCCUGGGUCCAGAGAAGUACAUAGCAACAGAAUUGAACACAACAAUGGACGAAAGAGGUAACUUCAAAACACCAGUUGGAAAAUACGAGACAAGUCUGAAUGGAAUUUAUGCAGCAGGAGAUUGUCGGCGUGGACAGUCUCUGGUAGUGUGGGCAAUCACAGAAGGUAGGCAAGCCGCGAGAGAAAUAGAUCUGGCCUUAAUGGGAGAAACUGGUCUUCCCGUAGCUGGCGGCGUUAUAACCGGCGUUGUGGGUUAAAAUGCACACGUUCUGCACUGUUAGUCAUUCAGAAUUCGACUAUUUCUUUCUAUCCGUUGGUUUCUAUCCGUGCUCUCCUUUUCCUUUUUCAAACUUUUCCAAUGGUUCAACUACUAUGUAAAGUGUACGAUCAGUCAGUGUGCCAGUAGGCGAAUAAAUAUUAUGUAUGAAGAGCAAGGAAGAAACGCGAUCCAAUGUGAGAACAAGGAAAUCAGUAUUAUUUUAUCGUGGGUGUUGUGAGUCGUAAGUUUUCGCUGUAGUCGAGAAUCGUCAGAUGUUAGUUCACAAGGAAGGGUGCGUUGAUUAAUAAAACGUAAGCAAUCGCAGCAAGAGUGUAAUAACAGCUGAAGUGUGAAAGGUUUGCAUUUUUGUUUCGAGUUGACCUCUCGUAUAAUAUUUGUUAAUUUCUUUAAAAAAGAGAAAAGAAAGAAAAAAAGGAAAAAAAAAUGGUAUAAUUAAGUGAUAGCGUUGUAAGUCGGAUCGAAAAAGAAAUCGUAGAUGUAUCGUUAAAUCUACCUCGUACGCUCUUUUACGUUUCUUGCUUCUUUCGUGUAACGUAACGUGAAUCGUUCCAUGUAAUUGAGAUAUGAUCUUUUAAAGGUUAUGUAACACAUAUAUUUUAGAAAACACGAACGUUCCUUAAAUGUUUCUGUGCUUGAAAUCGAAGUCAAAGCCGAAACUGUAAAUCACAUUUUCAGAUUGAAAUCAAGCGACACGAAUGUUUACAUGGAAAUAACGUUUCGCAAUCAAUUUUGUGACUUCUCGAUCUAUAUAUACAUAUAUGUAUAUAUAUAUAUAUAUUUUUUUUUUUCGAUCUAUACAGUGUAACGUAUUUACAUACACGUGAGUAUGUGUGUGUGUAUAUAUAUAUAUAUAUAUAUAUAUAUAUCAUUCUCAAGUUUAUUAUAUUUAUUUAUAAAAAGCAAAAAAACACGAAUGAUAACGAUACACAUGUAAUUUCCUUGAUUGUAAAAAAUUUCCUGCGCCAACAAGUUUUCUUUGUUUGUUGCGCGUAUUAUUGUACAUUCUACACCAAGAGAAAGAAGAUACUUCGAGACAAUAAAUAUAUAAGGAAAGAAAUAAAAUGUUUAAAUGUUAAA